Aspergillus steynii IBT 23096 is the source of this 405-nucleotide messenger RNA. RefSeq lists its product as uncharacterized. The transcript is spliced from 2 exons. The coding region runs from base 1 to 405 and encodes 134 amino acids. The record is from RefSeq and is a predicted model, not a curated record. NCBI's taxonomy places the organism in Eukaryota, Fungi, Ascomycota, Eurotiomycetes, Eurotiales, Aspergillaceae.
AUGGCGCAAGAUGACUCAAACCCGGGUAUUUUCAACGAGCUCCCAGACCAAGCAAAGGCAACUGUCGAGAGAAUCAAAAGGAUUAUUGGUGAAGACACUACAAAGAAGGAAGGCAAGGCCAGCAGUGGCUGGGGAUUCUCUAGUGAGGAGCUGGAGCAGGAAAUCCAGAGAUUAUCAGCUGAGCUAAGUAUCAAUGGAUACAAAGCAUACAACUGCAAAGUUCUCCACCUUGUGCAUGGCGGAAUCAUCCAAAAUGGAACAGGCCAUCAGAUCAUAAUCCCAUUGAACGGAAAAGCGAGCUUUUUACAUGACAAACCUCUCUUACCAUGCCACUAUACCACUCAAAAAGAAACGCUCUUGGGCGACAACAUCGAUCUCAUAAUAAUGUCGCUGAAAAAAACGUGA